Molecule: messenger RNA, 1453 nt
Organism: Trichoderma atroviride IMI 206040
Lineage: Eukaryota; Fungi; Ascomycota; Sordariomycetes; Hypocreales; Hypocreaceae
Source: RefSeq, a predicted model, not a curated record
CUUCACCUCACCUCACCUCCUCUCGCAGCCACCUCCACCACCUAUUAAAUCACAAACACAAUGGCUUCUACCACCCCCUCAGAAGGCUUCCCCUUCCCCCGCGAAUACUUCUUCCCCGCCUUCUUCACCCGCCAGCCCAACCUCACCAUCCACCACGCCCAGCUCACCAAAUGGUCCUCCCUGGUCCUCGCCUACGCCCGCCACCACCGCAUCUUCCGCCUCGCCCUCUCCGCCGCCGCCGACUCGGACCUCUUCUACAACCGGCAGCUCGACCGCCGCCUCGCCCCGCCCGACAUCCGCGAGGUCGUUGAUUUCAUGCGCAAGGAUGGGAGGGCAGAGUAUCUGCAGCCCGGCGACGCUGCUGCGGCGGGUGCUGGCGCUGGCGCUGGGGACGUGGUGCUGAUAUACUGGCGCAAGCCGCAGGAGUGGGCGGUGUUGAUAGAGGCCUAUGUGGACGAAACAGCGCAAAAGGGAAGCGUGCUGACGGUAUAUGAGCUGACCGAGGGAGAAAAUACGCGAGGAACUGAAUUCCACGGCAUGGACAACGGCGUACUCAUGAAAGCGCUAAACAUCCUCGUCAAACGCGGCAAAGCCCAAAUCUUUGGCUCGGAAGACUCUCUUGGUGUCAAAUUCUUCUGAGGCAGCCCCCUCCAUCUCUAAUUAACUAAAGAAGAAAAAAGUAUAAAGCGAAAAUGCUGCGAAAAUGCAGUCCGACAAUUACCUCCAUGACCAUCCAUGCACAAGGGCCACUAUCGACUAAUUUGUCCCUCCCACCAUCGACUCAUGCUUCCUUCCUAAACUCCGUCAUGUACAUGCCUCAUAACAAGAUGCGUCCACUGAAUCUUACACUUGAAUCGGCGCCUUACUCUGCCUCGAGCAGAAACUUCUUAUCAAACCGCACCUGUUGAGCCAUCGCUACGUCAAGGAGCCAGUCCGGUGACACCACCCUGGGCUCCAUGUGGCCAUUUAUUGCCAUCUCCUUGAAGCGCUUCCACAGUUGCUUUUCUUCCGAAGUAGUGCCGCUCAGAAGGUACACUGGCUCAGGAGGUGCAAACCCAUCUUGCUCCGCGGUGGUUGGUUUGAUAGUCGUUCCGCUUCGUGCACGAUAGAUCAUAAACAUAGCACCGUUCGCUUCUGCAAUCGCGCGAUAGCUCUCGGGCCCAUUUUUGAUCUUAUCAGUACAGUAUAUGGGAAUGCUUCGAAGGAGUUUGCCGCGGUGGGCCUUGGCCCUGGCAACAGAUUUUUCGAGAUUAACGUCGUACUUGGAUUCGGCCUCGGCAUCUUUGAGGAUAAAGUCUUCCACAUCCUGAAGCUGGCCCGUCUCGAGAGUUUUCUCGAUAAAUGUCGAAGAGAUGACAGUCGGUCCGCGUGCUAGGGCGCAUAGGAAUUUGACUGUCCUCACAACAUGUGGCGCUGCUAGAUAGUCGCAAGGUUGACCCUCCUGGACAAUCUG